UCUUAAUUUAUAUUGUUAUUAAAUCUUAUGUUCAUACAGUUUUAGGUCAUUAUUGUUUGAGAGCUGAGCAAUUAUUUGAUGGAGUCUUGGAUUGUGAGUUAUAGUUGAGAUCAAUUUUAGGAGAAAUGGAUGUUGGGUUGAUUAGAACGGCAUGGUAUGAUUCCAGAAAUUCCAUUUUACAGUGGUCCAUACUUCUCAUUGAUAACUCAAACCGCAGUGGAUCUAUGGAGUUUGUUGUCCCUCCAGUAGAUGCAUCAGUCUUUUUCCCGAUUUCUGUGCGUUUUACUGCUGCAAGCACAUUCAGUGAACUAAAGGGUAUAUACGUGCUCAGUAAUGUGGCAUUUGGGAAUGAAUUCCACAAGGAAGCAGUCAUGGACCAACUUUUCCCACAAAUAGGUGACAACAUCCAAUCAAUUAUGAUCAAGCUUUUGCAGAGUAAUGACAGCAGGUUACGCACAGCUUGUGUCUGGACUGUCCUAAAUCUCACCUUUCCAAGUAGUCCCGCUGCACACAGUCGGGUUGCAAAAUUACAGAAUGCCUGCAUAACUUCUCAAUUAAAGGAUAUGGUCAAUGAUCCUUGCCUCGACGUAAAAGUGGUCAAUCUGAGAACCCUGAAGUUAAUGCAGAAAGGUCAAAUGCUCAGCUUGGCACAGGAGUUGGUAUGGGAAAUUAGACGAUGAACAUGAGGUGGUUUUUGGCCUUUCUUUCCUACAGCAGGAAACUAUUCCUUCUUUGGAAACAAAUUCAAAUGAGAGUCAUAUUGAUCAGCUUAGAAGUGGUGGAGAAUGCUCAAGCCCUUUAGAUGGACCAAUCAAAAGUGGAUCAUCAAUUUCUGCUAUCUGUACUAGUUCAAAGCCUGAUUUUUCAAAGUUAAAGGGUGAAAUAUGUUUGGACAACCUAUUAGUUAGGGAACUUCAUGAAACCUUUAAAGCAACAUUUGGACGGGAAACUUCUGUCAAGGACAAACAGUGGCUGAGGAGGAGGAUUGCCAUGGGAUUGGCCAACUCUUGUGAUGUUCCAACUACAACUUUUGUGAUUAAAGAUAACAAAGUGGUGAAGAAAGGUAAAGAAGAAAGCUUUAAGAGUGUAGAUCAUACCCCUGCUAAGGUUCUGUCAGUUGGAGUGAAUGAAAACUGUGGAGGUUCACCAAUUGGAUGAAAUAACCAAAUAGAAAAUCCUCAAUAUCUUUGUGGCAAGAUAUUGACAGAUCCUAGUUUAGAAUAUGAUUGUAGUGUUGAAGAUUUGAACACUGAACAGAGAGCAGCAAA
Camellia sinensis is the source of this 1268-nucleotide messenger RNA. The record is from RefSeq and is a predicted model, not a curated record. Lineage: Eukaryota; Viridiplantae; Streptophyta; Magnoliopsida; Ericales; Theaceae.